UUAAAUUAAAGGAACGAACUUUUGAAACCCAAAAACGUACGGGCUUUCUCUCUCUCUCUCUCUCUCUGGAAUCUCAUCAUUAUCGAGCUUCCAGCUGAUUUCCGAGUUCCUUCCUGUUCCUCCACUCCAGCUCUCGAGAAAUCCCCUUCGCCUUCGAGCCCUAGGCCUGCUCCGCCCUCGGAUCGACGGCUGUUCAUCUCCGAUUUUUCAUUUUUUUUGGGGAUUUUCGGCGUGCGAUAUUCGCACUUCGUCCUCGGAGAUUUAAGCUUGUUCUCGGUUGAUUUUUUACUAGAUUUUAUCGGGAUUUCCGAGGGGGGAUUCGAUUCGAAUUUUGGGGAGGGUCUAGGGUUUCGAAUUUCUUCUUUUAUUUGGUGGUCUUGUCGGGAGUGGGAUUCGCUCGAGAAAUGGGGAGCAGGAGAGAGGAGGAGCGGAACGAGAAGAUCAUCCGGGGUCUCAUGAAGCUGCCCCCGAACCGGAGAUGCAUCAACUGCAACAGCUUGGGUCCUCAGUAUGUUUGUACGACCUUUUGGACUUUCAUCUGCACGACUUGCAGCGGAAUACACCGUGAGUUUACUCAUCGCGUAAAAUCUGUCUCCAUGGCGAAGUUCACUUCCCAAGAGGUUGAAGCGCUUCAAAAUGGUGGUAAUCAGCGUGCAAGGGAAAUGUAUUUGAAGGAUUGGGAUUCACAAAGACAGAGAUUGCCUGAUAGCAGCAAUGUUGAUAAGGUUCGGGAGUUCAUAAAGGCUGUAUAUGUGGAUCGAAGAUAUGCUGGAGGAAAAAACUCUGACAAGCCUCCAAGAGAUAUGCAGAGCAUGAGAAGCCAGGAAGAAGAGAUGAGGCGUGCCAGCUCUUAUCAUUCUUACUCUCAGAGUCCACCUUAUGACAACCAAUAUGAAGAACGGCGGUAUGGCAGGCAAGGUGCUACUCUUACAAGAAAACCUGGUUCAGAUAGAGGCCUAUAUGAAGGGAAAAUCUCCAGUCUGAUCUACAGUCCAGGACGUUUAAGUGAGCGUGCUUAUGAGGAUAGAUUUGCAAAUGAAGGUUCUGUUCCCAGGGUCUCAGAUUAUUCUGUUUCUAGUGGAGGUGAUCCAUUCAGAUCUGAUGCUCAGUCCCCAAAUUUUCAGAAGGACAGUGAAUUUGGUCCCACAGAGACACCUUUCGAGAGAUUUUUCAGGGAAUAAUCUGAGUCGUCAAACAUCAAAUACAUCUCGAGAGGCACGAUUCGAAGAGAUGCCAACGGGAUACCCCAUCCUCAGAGAACUGCAUCAUUAGGAAGCUUUGGUUCAUUUGAUAGCAACUCUGUGUCUCUUCAGUCAUUUAAUUCAGGUAGUUUAGCAGAUUUGAUUUCUGAGCCUGAGAUUUCUGGAAAUCACCCAGACAAAAUGCCUAGUUUUCCUGCGUCAACUGUUUCUGCAAGUUCAAGUAACGUAGACCUAUUCAAGUCACAACUGGCACCAGAACCAGUUCGUUCUGAAGCCUCAACUGUUGAUUUGUUCAAGGGAGCCGCCACAUCAACAGCUCCAUCUCUAGAUCUUUUUCAGUUAACUCCAACAAAUGUAGUUCCAUCUACGUUACAACAUCAGACUCCCCAAGCACCUCCAUCUACAUCUUUGGAUUUGUUUGCUGAUUUUCCACAGCAUCGAUCAGAUGCGACCUUGGAUAGCAGGGAACCUGAGCUGUCAAAGCACAAAAAUGAAGGAUGGGCGACAUUUGAUUCUCCUAAUUCCACUCUAUCUGCACUAGGGACUAACAAUUCAACUUGCGACUUAAUUUCCGGCGACACGGAUUCUAAGAAAUUUGUUCCCUUUUCAUCUUUUGAUCCAAAUAUGGAUUGGGAUAUCUCUCAAAAAACUAGUUCCCAGAAUCUUCCUUCAUCGAUACCAGAUCUGUGGCAUGGAGGUCUUGAGAAUAGUCAAGUGGCCACCACCACAUCGGGCACUCAGCCAUGGAAUGCAUUUGGAGAAUCUGCUGAACACCUUCCUUCUGAAAGUGUUAAGCAAAAUAGUGAGACACAAGUAGCCACCCACCCUCUUCCAUCAAGUGUUGAUCAUCAGUACUUGGGCUUUGAAGCUUCUCAGGACUUGAAAGAUUAUGGGCUACCGCUGUCCACAUCUAUUGCUGGAUGUCCAGGUCAAAGUGUGCAGUCAAAUUUAGUUAUGGGGACGUCAUGCAACCAAUCGGUGGAGACCUCAUCACAUGGAUAUGCAGCAGGUUAUAAAUCAACAAACCCGUUUGAUCUUCCAUAUGAUUCUGAGCUGGAACAAAACAAUGUGUUCUUGGACAUGAGCUCAUUGCAAGCUGCACUGCCUAGUGCCCAUUUGCCAUCCACCUUACUUAAUGGUGUAAAUGAAUCUUGGUUUCCCCAGAAUCCAGGGACACCUUAUGUUCCAGCUGCUCCACAAGGUGGCCUAGCAUUCAUGGUGGGGCAAGCACCAAGCUCUCAGAUACCGAAUGUCCCGACACAGGGGCCUGUUGCUUCUAUUGGAGGAAAUCCCUUUGCGUGAGCAUCCAUGCCGUGGAACCAAAUCAACACCUAGUUAUAGCAUUUUCACGAGCCUUUGUAUUUGUAGCUAGCUGUUUUUGCAGUAGGCAGGAAUGUGAAUUAGUGUCUUCUUUUCCUUAGAUUUUAGAACAGUCGGGUGCUGAUUCCUGCCAAUCCCAUUUGCUGGUUAAAGAGAUCCUUUGUGCGAGAAAUUAGUCCAGUGCUAUUGUCAUAUUCGCUAUGCUGUCGAGUGUGGUUACGGUAAUCUAGCGAUUGUAUACCUUGCUCUUGAUUGGACUUGUAUUUAUCUUUUUGGUUAAAGACUCUUGUAAUAAGUGUUCGAUGCACUCA
This is a messenger RNA of Eucalyptus grandis, 2833 nucleotides long. Its product is annotated as probable ADP-ribosylation factor GTPase-activating protein AGD14. Gene Ontology annotation, molecular function: GTPase activator activity. The record is from RefSeq and is a predicted model, not a curated record. Lineage: Eukaryota; Viridiplantae; Streptophyta; Magnoliopsida; Myrtales; Myrtaceae.